This is a messenger RNA of Cetraspora pellucida, 561 nucleotides long. NCBI's taxonomy places the organism in Eukaryota, Fungi, Glomeromycota, Glomeromycetes, Diversisporales, Gigasporaceae. The record is from the annotation of a GenBank genome assembly.
AUGGGUACUAAGAAUAGUAAAAUAACUUCACAAGAUCGUGCAAUUCUCGACUUAAAAAUUCAGCGUGACAAACUUAUACAAUAUCAAAAAAAACUUAUAAGUGUUUCUGAAAAAGAAACGGAAAUAGCAAAAAAAGCCUUGCGCAUUGGAAACAAACGUGGUGCCCUUUUAGCUUUAAAAAAGAAAAAAUAUCAGGAACAAUUGUUAAAAAAAACAGAUUCACAAUUAUUGAAUCUCGAGGAAUUGACUCAAUCAAUAGAAUUCGCGUUGGUUGAAAAGGAUGUAUUAAGCGGUCUAGAAUUAGGGAACAACAUUUUAAAGGAAAUUCAUAAAGAAAUGUCAAUUGAAAAAGUGGAAAAGUUGAUGGAAGAUACUGCUGAUGCUAUUUCUUAUCAAAAUGAAAUUGAAGAAUUGCUAAGUGGAAAGAUAACAAGUGAAGAUGAAGAUGAAAUAUUAGAGGAGUUGAGACAGAUUGAAGAGGAACAACUUGAAGAACAAUUUCCCGAAAUUCCUAAGACUCAACUUAAGAUUGCGGACGUAGAAAGUAAUUUAUUUUCUUAA